Molecule: messenger RNA, 1133 nt
Organism: Emiliania huxleyi CCMP1516
Lineage: Eukaryota; Haptophyta; Isochrysidales; Noelaerhabdaceae
Exons: 3
Coding region: 46-969 (307 amino acids)
Biological process (GO): stabilization of membrane potential; potassium ion transmembrane transport
Cellular component (GO): membrane
Molecular function (GO): potassium ion leak channel activity
Source: RefSeq, a predicted model, not a curated record
CUUGCCGCGAAGCUCAACUUCACUUUGAGCACGGUGCCGGUGUAGAUGCAGCUGCGACGCGCUCUAGGGCACUUGCUGCGCCCCACCUGGCGGCGCUGCGUUGCCGCGGCCCUUCUCUACACUGCGACAGCGCAUCUCGGCGCCGUAAUCUUCUAUGCCAUCGAGGGCGGCGAGGAGCGGGCGAGGGCGGUGGCCUUCCAGGAGCAGCUGCAGCAGCGACGCGAGCUGGUCGAGGCGGCGCUAGUCAACGACACGACUGCCCGCGCCGCCCUCGACGCGCUUGUCUCGCAGCUGGACGAGUACGCGAACUCGAAGCAGUCCGCGCCCAACCCUGACGCGCUGAACUGGUCGUUUGGUGGCUCGCUCUUCUUUGUGCUGACCAUCAUGACGACGAUCGGCUACGGGACGUUUGUGCCGUACACCCUGGCUGGAGAGGUGCUCGUGGUGGUUUUUGGCCUCGUUGGCCUCGCCGUCUCGGGAGCCUGCCUGACGGUGCUCGCAGACGGGCUGGACAAGGCGAGCAUCGCGCUGCUCGUCCGCUUGCUUCGCGUCGACAAGCCCGGCCCUGGGCGGCGCGCCCUCCUCUACGUCGGCCUCGCGCUCGCCUACUGGCUGCUCAGCGGAGGCAUCUUUGCCGCGACGCAGGGCUGGGACUUCUUCACCGGCUUCUACUAUGCGUUUGUCACGUUCAGCACCAUCGGGUUUGGCCACUACACGGUCUCGUACGGCGACGGCGGCGGCGGGCUCGCCAUGUUCUUCCUCCUCUCCCUCGCCGGGCUCGUCGUCUUUGCGCGCCUCGUCUCGGAGCUCGCCGACCUGCUCGCCGCGCGUGGAAGCGCCUGCCUCGCGCCGCCCGCGCCGAGGCAGAGGCAGUCCAGCCGCGCGGUCCAGCCGGCGGAUCAGGGCACCGGGGAGGCGCACGCGCGCCAGGCCGCGGGGCCGGGCGUAGAACAACCCGCCGCGGGCUGAGGUAGCCGAAUUGCGAGACUUGCGCGGCCGCGGGGCGCCCCGCCCCCUCUCGGCGAGGGGUCCCGCCCCGCCCGCCGCCGCCGUGGGCCGUGCGUGUGCGUUGGGCGCGUGCGUGUCCCCGUCCGUGACUGUGCGUAGGUAAGGUAUAUAGCACACCUGGACUC